AUGGAAAAUCUAGGACAAAUUGUGUCAAUACGAGACAAAAUCAAAACUGCAUCUCGUCCUGCAAUACAGGCAUUAUAUAAGUUGAUAUUCGAGAAAGAGGGAGAUAGAACUAGUCGACAUAAACUGCGAGAAUUUUCUGGAUUUACUUUUCAAGAUGAAUCUGACGAAUAUCGAACGAAAUUUGAAUAUUCUAAUAUUUUUAACAUUGGAGACCUAACCUCAAUAUGUAAUCUGCUAGGCCUAAACUAUACUGGUGCUAGAGAAGAGUUACGGUCACGUGUAAUACAUGCACUCAUGGACAUCAACAGUCUUGUUCCACAAGAUAAUCAAGACGAAGACGGGGAAGACGAUGAUGAUGCAGACAAUGAGGACACAGAUGAUAAUGUUUCCCAACACAGCAGUAAUAAUCAAAGUGGACCAGUAAGUGACAAUAGCUGCUUAGAAGACGAUAGACAUAAAAGACGAAAAAAGAAGGUUAAAUUUGCUCUGCAUUUUAAAGACGUAGAAGAUACAGUCCGUACGAUGGAAGCAACAGCUAUCCAGUUGAACGCUGGAUCACUGACUUUGAGGACACAGCCAUAUUAUUUGAAUGGAAUAGCAUGCAGAAAUUAA
This is a messenger RNA of Trachymyrmex cornetzi, 612 nucleotides long. Its product is annotated as protein DEK-like. NCBI's taxonomy places the organism in Eukaryota, Metazoa, Arthropoda, Insecta, Hymenoptera, Formicidae. The coding region runs from base 1 to 612 and encodes 203 amino acids. The transcript has a single exon. The record is from RefSeq and is a predicted model, not a curated record.